ACGGUCUGGGACAGUCCCGUCCUCGCAGCCGCUGCCUCAGCCCAGUGGCUUCCCAAACAUGAUCCCUGUCUCCCGAGGGAUCAUCCCUGUCAGCUGACACGGUGGGAAGGAGGGAUCCGGGGCAGAGAUGUCCGAAGCCACAAGGCAAAGUCUCCAUGUGCACACAUGGAGCCAUCACUGACCUUUGGUGAAAGAAGGGCUCUCAGACUCUUCCCUGGCACUUUCUGCAUCCGUAAAUCGAAGCAAACGUAACUUCCUCCUUAAAGGGCUUCAAGUUCCACAGCUGGAAAGUGAAAUAUCCAGGGCCGAGACCCCAGCUGUAGGUGUUGGCCAUGACUGCAGUUUAUCAAGCACUGCACAGAAGAGCUCCCUCUCUCCUCUGCAGGUUACACUCCACCUAUGUUAGAAAAAUGAGAUACUUAAAUAAGCUAAAGGAAGAUGACAGUCUUUGUAGACAAGCCCAGACCUCGGGAACUUUCUACCUCUUUCACAAUCUCUCCCCCUUCCUGCAGAAAGCUGGGAAGAAAUAUUUGGUGCCACAGCUCAGUGCAGCAGAGGUGCGACGGAUCCUGGAGAAGCUCCCCGAGGCUGAGCAGUGGCUGGAGAAGUCGGUGCUGGUCGGUUGUUCAGAUGAGCACACACCACACUUUGCCUUGGACUUAGCAGGGGCCUUGGAGAAAUCAGUGAUUGAGUGUGAAUUGCAGGGAUCGUUCACUGACCUCCGAAAGGCUCUCUUUGUGGUGGAUGGGAAGGAUUGUCCUCUGCUGGCUUCGGCCCAGUCCCUUCUCCGCUGGCACGAUUCCCACCAGUACUGUAGCAAAACUGGGCAGCCCACUCAGAAAAACCCAGCUGGCAGCAAGCGUGUCUGCCAGGCCAGUGGAAUCACCUACUACCCCCAGGUGUCUCCAGUGGUCAUCACCCUGGUGUCCGACGGCAGCCGCUGCCUCCUGGCCCGCCAGCCCUCCUUCCCCCCGGGCAUGUUCACGGCUCUCUCGGGCUUCUGUGACCUGGGUGAAAGCGUGGAGGAGGCGGUGCGGCGGGAGGUGGCAGAGGAGGUGGGGCUGGAGGUGGAGUCGCUCCGGUACUCGGCGUCCCAGCACUGGCCCUUCCCCAGCGGCUCCCUGAUGCUGGGCUGCCACGCCCUGGUGGGAGCACAGCGGGCUGAGAUCAGUAUGGACAGCCUGGAACUGGAGGAAGCCCGUUGGUUUGGCCUGGAGGAAAUCAUGGAGGGCCUCAAGAGAGAGCCCAGAUCUUCAAAACAAGAUGAUGGGAGUUGUUUACCCUGGUUCCCUCCCAAACAGGCCAUUGCUCACCAGCUGAUCCGUGAGUGGGUGAGGCAGCAGAGUGCCCAGGCUUAGGCAGGGCUUCAUCAAGUCUGGGAUUCCACCAGAACCAUGAAAGCUCCAUAGAAAAGCUUCCAAAGGCACUGGAGGCAAAGGCUGUGUCACAGUGAGGACACCCUGAUGGCACUCUGAAACUCAGAUCCACUGGCCUCCAAAGCCAUGUCUGAUCUGAUCACCCUCAGACAGUCCCACGUACCCUGGGGCUCCUCUGAGAUCCACAACUUGCAGUAAAUGCACAAUAAAAUUCUUAGUUCCAAAGCAUCAAACUUGCUGUGAUCAGCUGACAGUGAGCCCAUGGCACCUUUGUCCCUUUUUCCUCCAUUUUUCCCAUCUUGGAUGGAUAUCAAAAGCACAGUCUUUCCAGAAAAAAUAAAGGGACAGUGGCAUCAUCUUUAUAUGGAUCUGGGAGAGCUAUCAAAAAGAAGAAGAAAAGCCACUGCUUGUAUGCUCUCCCUUUCUUCUGUCUCUCUUCCCAUUCAGUCUUCCAGUUUCAUAUAAAACAUCCAGGUUUGGUUGGUUUUUUUUUUUUUUGCAAAUGGGCUUCUACUCUGUUGAUACAUCUGAGCAACUGAAAAUAUCUGUAGAGGCACCAUUUUCCCCACCAGUUGCUCCCAUCCCAAGGGAGAGAGAACAGAGCUAUCUGGUGGUAGACAGAGGAAGAGCAAAACCUACACAAAGGUGUAUUAGAAGAACCCAGAUGAUGCAAAGGUGGCAGGAGCUGCUGCAACAAGGACUGCACUUCCAACAGGGAAAGACCCUGAAAGGAGCAGUGCCUCUUACCCUGAGGCCAAGGUCUGUGGCUUGCCUGGAGAGCUGGUCUCGUUUUACUGAUGGAAUGGUACCAUCUCUGGAGGGAGAGCAGCAGAGACAGUGUGGGCAGGGCAAGCUUAGUGCCAGAGCCAGAUGAAAGGAUGUCUGAUGUGCUGCUGAUCCAGGCUGACAGUCCUUUGUGCCUGCUCAGUCAGAGUCCAGCUGCCAAGGCUGCAAAGCCCUCAGUGUGGGGACUGGGAGGGGGGACAGGGAUGUGUCCCUGCCUGCACCGCUGGGAUUCACUGCAGGGGGAACCUGAGUCCUGACACCUGAGCAGGGAGCAGUGAAAAAGGCUUGGCACGCUGCUGAGACACACUGUGUGUCCUCAAGUUGGUUUUACUUUAGGAGUUUGGGAGGGGAUUCUUUCAGACAUAUUCAAACAGCCUCCCUAGCCUGACUCAGUCAAUAAAAGCCCCGUGUCAGAGCGUGUCUGUCAUGCCUGUGAACUCGAUCUGUCACUCAGCCUGGGAGGAACACACUGCAGUGCAGCCAAGGGCACUGCUGCCUCCCCUCAGCCAGCCAGACACACCACAGGAGCCCUCACACCGCUCAACUGCAGCAAUUCCUGCAGCCAGUUUCCUUUGGGACAUGGCUCACAGCCUCUCUUCACAGCAGUUCCUUCUGCUUUGCUCUCCCAUCACACCACUUUAGGCCCCCAGCAUUUCUCUCUUGCUCUCUCAUUUUUGGAAACUGCCAUUUGCAGCCUCACUCCUUUCCUCCCCUUCUCUGCAGUACAAAGUAUUGAAGAGUUAAAUACCUGUCAGCAAGAUAUUCCAGCUCCUCAUCCUCCUUCCUGCUUCUCCUUUAGCCCUCCCAGUUCACC
This is a messenger RNA of Neopelma chrysocephalum (saffron-crested tyrant-manakin), 2976 nucleotides long. RefSeq names its product nudix hydrolase 13 (gene NUDT13). The transcript has 9 exons. The record is from RefSeq and is a predicted model, not a curated record. NCBI's taxonomy places the organism in Eukaryota, Metazoa, Chordata, Aves, Passeriformes, Pipridae. Gene Ontology annotation, molecular function: hydrolase activity; metal ion binding. The coding region runs from base 333 to 1358 and encodes 341 amino acids.